Molecule: messenger RNA, 4782 nt
Organism: Hippoglossus stenolepis (Pacific halibut)
Lineage: Eukaryota; Metazoa; Chordata; Actinopteri; Pleuronectiformes; Pleuronectidae
Gene: map7b
Product: microtubule-associated protein 7b
Exons: 20
Coding region: 486-2978 (830 amino acids)
Biological process (GO): microtubule cytoskeleton organization
Cellular component (GO): microtubule cytoskeleton
Source: RefSeq, a predicted model, not a curated record
CUCUCUCAAUCUUUCACUCUUUUCACCAUGCCUGGCACUGCCAUCGCAGGCACUGAGGAUAUGGCACAGUGAGCUUCUGUUUGUCUCAUUCAAACUCCUUUCUUGAACAUCACACUGUACUUAAUUCUUUGUUCAUCAUCAUUUUCUGCCAUCUACCACAUUUUCAUCAUCUAUUUCUUCUAUAUCUCCUUCUUUUCUUUCCAUCCUCCCUUUCUCUCUUCCUCUCUGUCUCCUUCCUGCUGUCACAGACAGGGCUGCAGUGUGCAGCCUGGAAAUUAGCUGUUAGCGUCAGCUAUUAGCCCGUGGCACUCUGCAUCUUCACUGACAGGAAGGCUUUUAGGGGUGACCUCGUCCUCCACCAUCCUCUGUGGUCCAUCACAGACCUGCAGCCCCCCCUAACCCAUCCACCCAAUGAGUGCAGGGUGCCAUGGGCAGGGGGCUGGGUGAGUUAGCCAGGGGCUCGAGGGUUAGCAACAGGGUGGGUGAUGCCAGAGAGUAAAAGAAGAGGACAAGGAGGAGGUACAGGCGGGUGCUCGCAGGGCAAGUGGAAGCUGAGGAAGGGAGGCAGCCGCUCGGCCAUCCCCGCACUUUUCACCAUCACUGAGGAAGACGAGGGACAGAAGCGGAGAGAUGCUUGCAGAAGGAAGAAAAAAGCUUCUUACUCCCAGUAUAGAUCAGAGGAUGGCACAGUGUCAUCAGCCACCCGCCGGAGCUCCUCAGGCUCUGGGCAGACCUACACUCCCACCCCUAUCCCCACUCCAACCCCAAGUCACACAACCAUUGGCAACAGCCCCAGUAACAAUGCUGCUGCCAAAAUGGACUCGUUACUCUUCAACAAGAUUGACGAGAGACAGAAGUUGGCCCGUGAGCGCCGGGAAGAGCGUGAGAAACAGAAUGCUGUCAAGGAGGUGGAGUGGCAGGCACGUGAGGAGCGAGCCCGGCAGCACUAUGAGAAGCACCUGGAGGAGAGGAGGCGAAGGCUCGAGGAGCAGCGGGUAAAGGAGGACAAGAGACGGGCUGCCGUUGAUGAGAAACGACGGCAGAAACUGGAAGAGGACAGGGUUCGUCAUGAGGCAGUGAUGCGUCGGACGCUGGAGAGGAGCCAGAGAACCAGGCCGAAGCCCAUCCGCUGGUCGUGGGGAGGGGCCCUGAGCACAAACACUCCCAGCACACCGGCCGGUUUUGUCGAGUCGGCUUUCCUCUAUCCACUCGACCUUGCUGGACUGGAGCACAUGCAGAGUGCUUUCAGUCUCUACCACAGAUACGGAAUGACCUCCCAAUAUGGUGACAGGCGGUCAGUGUCCACAAUGAAUUUAUCCAAACAUGCAGACCCUGUGAUCACCAAGCGCCUCUCAUACUCCUCCGCCACACUCCUGCACUCACCAGACCGAGGUUUACAGAUGAGAACAGCCUCCUCCCCUGUCAUUAACAAAGCUCACUCCAAACUCCGCCUCCAUCAAGGAAAGACCAACCCGCACAGAGACACAGGCCUCCGCCGUCUUCCAUUGACGCCAUGGGAAAGCAAUGUGGUCAACCGCCUGCAGCAGCCGACACACUCCUACCUGGCCCGCAGUCGCAGUGCCAUGAGUCUGUCUGGAGAUCAAGCAGCCAUGCCUGUGUGUCCUCGCUCAGUGUCUUGCCAGCCCAUGGGCUCCAUGUCCUUCAAGGCCCUGCAGGCGCAGCCGCUGCCUCACUGCCGCAGCCAGGAGAGGAGCCUCAGCAGGGAGACGGCCUCGUCCUCCUCCACCACCCCACGCCGGAGGACGACCGGAACCACACAGCAGCGAAAGCACUGUGACCAUGUCAGGAAGUCCUGGAGCAACCUGUCACUCCCACUGGUCCCCAUUGUGAUUUUCCCCCCCAGCAAACGCUCCUCUUCUACGGGCAAAAAGAUCAGUAAAACGACAGCACCUUCUCCUGGCAGGCCUCCACAGAAGACACCAGGGCGUCCUCCGACCCCCAAGCUGCUUAAGUCCCCGGGGGCAGAAGACCCCGGUAACCUUCGGCCUUUCAGAAUCUCACACGAGAGACCCCACUCCCCGACACCAAAAAGAGCCCAACCCCAAGAAGAGGAGCAGGAACAGGUCCUCAGCCCUCCUCAGCCGCGACCUCAGCCGCUGGGUCAGAACAGGACCUCGAAUGAGCAGCCGCCAACGGCACCAACAGUUUCCAGCGAGAGCAUAACCAGUCCUCCAGGGCAAAGACUUUCAGCAGGCACCACAGAUCCAGAGGAGGCGAGUCGUAUCCUGGCUGAGAACCGGCGGCUGGCCCGCGAGCAGAGGGAGAGAGACGAAGAGCAGCGCAAGCUACAGGAGGAGCAAGCCAGGUUAGCAAAGGAGGAGAUGGCUCGCCGAAAAGCGGAGGAGCGAGUAAAGGAGUCUCAGCGGCAGGCGGAGGAGAGGAGAAUGAAGGAGGAGGAAGAGAAGAAGGCAGAUGAAGAGAGGCUUGAGAAAGAGAGAGAAGAUGCAGAGAAACUCCAGAUACAGAAAGAGGAAGAGGAGUCUCGACAGAGAGAGGAGGCAGAGCGAGUGAGGCAGGAGAGAGAGAAACACUUUCAGAAAGAGGAGGCCGAACGCCUGGAGAGAAAAAAGCGCCUGGAGGAGAUUAUGAAGAGAACGAGACGUUCAGAUGCACCAGAGAAGAAAGUUAUUCCGAGCAGGAAUGGAGACAGUGCAGCCUCUUCUGCUCCGUCAGCAGUGAUGACAACACCGACACACAACAGCAACGGUCAACAAACUGAGCCCAACCCAAGCCCCAGCACCGAAGCACUGAGCCAUCCUGACCACAGGGAGAACGGAGAUUUCGAGGAGGUGAUCGUACUGCCUUCACAUUCCAGGUUGUCUCCUCCUGAGGGAGAGGAGCAGCAGCAGCAGCUGGAGGAGAGAGUUCCUGUCAUAGCCUUCAGGGAGAACGGUCUCCUAAAGCCUCUGAGUGGAAUAGAGGAAAUAUCAGCCCAGCAGGGACCAGAUGUUGCCUGAUUUCCCCCGGUGAGGCCGAGAUGAUUCCGCACCCAGAGAGAGACAGGCAGGGAGGAGGUCAGAGUGAGAGUUGGAGAAACAACAGAGCUGCCGGACUGAAUCCAAAGGAAGCACUCGCAGCACCUGGAGGUUUGACUCUCUCAGUCCGGCCCGCUACAGCAGAGCACGCAUCCCAAAGAUGGCGUCUCCCAAAGAUCUCCCCUAAAAAAUUUUUUUAAAAAAAGCAUCUCCAGAGAAAAGUUCACUUUUCCCUCGACAAGACUCUCUGGGGGAACAGAUUGUCUUUCUUUCUCUGACCACAUUUAGACUCGGCCAUAAUGUUUGUUCUGUGUACAGCCCCAACUACCCCUGAGUGCCCUGAAGCGAUGGAGGGCAUUGAGCGUUUCAUCUGAGUGUGUGUGUGUGUGUGUGUGUGAGAGAGAGAAACUUAUAGUGAUAUAAAUGAGAUCAGUCGUGAUACUUGAAGUUGUUUGUGUAGAACAUACUGUAAUCAGAUUGACUGAAUCAGCACAGGGACGUUAUAUCUGGACCUCACACAGCAGGAUCAGAGCAAGAGCUGGGAUGACAUCAGUGCAUGAUGUUGCAUUAAGACGACAGUAAAGGUUGGUGUCAUGUAAAAUAUAUUUUGCUGUGUCUAUAGUGUUUAAAAUUAGAGGUUAUUAUUGGGGCAGCGUUGGAGUAUCAUGGAGUUUAAGUUAAAUUAUGAAAACACUGAGGAUUAAUGUGUAAACUACAGAUUUCUUUUGUUUAGAUUUAAUUGCUGUACAGAUAAAAAUGUGAUUCUUUGUUUCCUUCUCCUAUCUUUGCUUUCUGUUCAAAUUGAGAGAAAAAGAAAUCUGCUCUGACGUCAAGUCCUGCCCCUUUUUGCUUUUCACGCGUUUACCCCGUCAAAGCCGGAAUCCUCUGUCUUGUCGCAGUCCGACCGAGGCAGGUGAGCAGCGUCCGAGGAGCACGCGGUAGCUCAGCAAUCUUGUUUCCGAGUUCGCCCUUUAUUCUGAACGAGCAAGGAAACUAAUUUACUUCUGAUGUUAAUUUUGAAAUAAUCUCAUUAAUUUGAUCUUUUUUUUUUUAAUGACGAAAUGCUGCUAAUUCUUGACGUUCCUUUGCCUUACCGCAUUAUAGGAAGAAUGAGGGGUCUUGUCUAUACUUGGAACGGAAAUUCUAAAUAUGCAUUCCCGGUUUGAGCUUUUGACAUUCUGCCCACAAACUCUCCAGUAGCUUCCUCUUCUUGAUUUAUGUUGAAGUCUUAGAGAUCAUGAUGAAAUGUUAUGUCAGAGCUGUAAUGUCAAAUAACUGGGUCUUUGCUACAGCAACAGGAAUGAUUAAAGGGGGGGGGGGUUCUAGUAAAACGCUGUUCACUAAUGUGAUCUUUGUUUCCAUCUUUUUCAUAAAACUUGUUUUUGGUUCUCAAACCUUUGCACUUCAUUCCCGCUGUUCUAAAUCUUGCAGUACGACCAAACUGGAAGGAAAUUUAAGAGAUUAUCCACAUCUUGGCUGACGUUAUGGUUUCAGCCUGUGGUACAUAGCAUGUCGUUAUCGCCAUAGAAACUUGACUUGACUUGCAAAGAAACUGCUUUAACACGAGCAACAUCUCCUCUUAAGUAUAUUAUACAUAUAUAUAUCAUAAAUUGUGUAUAAAAAGUUGAUCUAUUUUACUAAGACGGACCAUGAGGUUUUGGAAAAGUCCUUUACUUCAGAGGAGACAGGGCUGUGGGAUAAGAUCUUUGAACCACUGUAAAACUGAAAUCUUUGUACAACUGUUCAGCUGUGGCAGGAAAAUAAAACUUUUUGAAUUGAUUACCUA